UUAUAAAUGCAUGUUAUUGCCCAGUCAGCGGCCGAACAAAAUAAGAAAUAAUAAAGAAAACAUCAAAAAGUAUAAAACAACAGAGAAACUUGAAAUGGGUAAAAAAGGAAGAAAGGCAACAGAUUACGACGAAAUUCUCAAAGAACAACAACAUCUCUCAAACACAUCUGCAGGUCCUUCUUCUCCUCCUCGCAAUGAAGGGUUUGUUGCCCGAAGUUGGUCAAGAAUUUCAGGACGCCGUAAACGACAAAAACGAAAAUCGGCGGCCGAAGGAAGGCAACAACACAAUGAAAUGAUACAAGACAACAAUAGAAGGGGCAGGGGAGUAUCUCAGAAUGCCCAACUUGAAUGGCCUUCAAAUAAUGACAGAAAUUUGGUUGGAUUAACACAUCUCGAAAGGGAGGAAGCGAGAACAAAAAAGCCUUUUCUUAGCCGAAGUAUGGACAGGCUACGGCGUUCAAUUCGUCGUUCAUUCCGAAGAGGUGGUGGACAAGCCGGGCAAGCCCUAACAAGCUCAGCAACAGAAGGGCACCCAUCCUCUUCAACAAAUCCACAACCAAGUGGAAAUGGAACUAGCGGAGUUGGUGGAACGUCAAAUAAAAGUUAUUGUCAUUCAGAUGAAGUUGCAGUACGUUCUGCAGCUUGUUCUUUUCCAGUCAAGUAUUUGGGCUCUUGUGAAGUGUUUGAAUCACGAGGCAUGCUUGUGUGUGAGAGUGCUUUGCAGCAUCUUAGAAACCGUAAAAGACCGGUCAAAGCACUACUUUAUGUGUCUGGAGAUGGAAUUAGAGUUGUUGAUCAAACAAAUAAUAGAGGGUUAAUUGUUGAUCAAACUAUAGAAAAAGUUUCGUUUUGUUCUCCCGAUCGUCAUAAUGAUAAAGGGUUUGCUUAUAUAUGUCGGGAUGGGGCAACAAGGCGUUGGAUUUGUCAUGGAUUUCAUGCAACUAAAGAAUCGGGAGAGCGUCUUAGUCAUGCAGUUGGAUGUGCUUUUACUGUUUGUUUGGAAAGAAAACGAAAAAGAGAUGCUGAAUCUGAGGCUUUUAAGGAUGCCCAAGCAUUAAAAAAUUCAUUAAAUAGCCCUACAAAUCAAAAAUCUCCAAAUAAUUUCAAAUUUUUUGAUCAAACUGAUCAAUCGUCUUUGGCUAGAACAAAUCAAGGAUAUCGUUCUUUUCGGCAUUUAAGUAUUUCUGAACGUCGUUUGGAUCCCCAAAAAGCAAUUCUCGUUGAACAAGAAAAGAUAAAGCCGAGUAAUUCAUCUUCCGAUGUGUCAACAAGUAAUAGUUUGUCUUCUCCAAUUGGAGGAUUUACAGCAACACCUAGACCUUCAGGGAAUCCUUCGCUUUUUGAACGAUCGCGUUCUCUUCGCCCUUCUUUUUCAACUUCUUCAUUUCCUGCAUUUAAUGCCCCACCAGUUUCUGUCAACAAAUCUUUUAAUACAUUACAACACAACAGUAGGCCUUCAACAACCCGUUUUAUAACAAGAAAGUCUUUGUAUAAUGAACCAAUUUGGGAGGGAGAUGAUGAUCAGGGGAAUGAACAAAAUUCAUUUGAUAAUGCUUCUCUAUCCAACUGGAAUAGCCGUUUUUAUAGAACCAUGCCUUAUUCUAUGCCGAACUUUGUUGAAGGUGGUGUAAACAAUUGGCCUCCUCCUCUAAUUAACAGCAUGAUUCCACCGCCUACCAUCUACGAGGAGAAUAAACAACAAAAUCAAUCACUUCUACAACAAUCAAACGUUCCAAUGCAGUCGAAAUCUUACAGGAAUUUUGAGGAGGAACAACGAGGGAGUGGAAACAGCGGUUCCCCGCCAGCUGAUCCUUUUACUACAACCAGUAUUGAACAACAACAGGAAUCUCCACCACCCUUAAAAGCUGAGGACUGGUUAGAACAACAUUUUCGCCGAGCAGCAACAAUUUCUCGUUCAUCAUCUUUUGCUUGUGACAAUCUUCCUCCUUCAAUGAUUUUACCCCGUUCAACAACAAUUGAUUGGUUGUCUAAUCAAGUUAAACCAGCUAAUGAUAUUCAACAACUUCGUCAAAGUUGGACUCAAUUUCCUCAGCAGCAGACUUCUAAAGGGGAGAAUUUCCUAGCUAAUCCUGGGCAUGAAAUAAAUUUGGCAAACAAUUCAAGUCUUCCACCAUUACAGCCUUUGCCUCCUUUGCCACCUUUUGUCAGAAACCCUUCCUGGUCACAAACAAUGCGUCAAGAGCCGACUGCUGAAACCCUACCAAUUCCAAUUUCUUCAGCAAAUAGUAAAAAAACAACGCCUCCUAAAUCCUUAUCGCCUUUGAAUGAAAAGAAAAAUUCCAAAAUUCUUCGUGAUGAGUCUAUAAGUGGAAAUAAAACACAUUCGCGUAAAGCUUCGUCUGGUCGUCGAAUUGAAUAUCAAUUGCUACAGGAAACUGAUUUCUCUUUAAGCCCACCAAGAAGUGAAUAUUCCUUGUUUAAAGGAGUUGGGGAUGGGUCUUUUUCAGACAAACAAAUUUCUGUUGCAGACCCUUUUGAUGUUAAUUGGUCACAAAAAGUUUUGGAAGAGACUGCUCGACAACAUCAACAAAAUAAUCGAGGUACAUGGCAUAAAGAUGCACCUGAACCAGAAAAGACAAUGAGUUAA
Molecule: messenger RNA, 2608 nt
Organism: Meloidogyne enterolobii
Lineage: Eukaryota; Metazoa; Nematoda; Chromadorea; Rhabditida; Meloidogynidae
Source: the annotation of a GenBank genome assembly